AAUCAUAAUUAUGAUAAAUAUAAGUUAAUUGUGAUAUAUCUUAUUAGUUUGAUAUUUAAUCUAGAAUUUAUUUAAAAAAGAAGAAAUUAUAUAAAAAUUCUUAUAACAAUCUAUUUUCCAUUAAUAUAUCAUGAAUACACCGAUAGUUAAAUUAUCGGAUAAAGAUUUGGAAUCAGUUUAUGAACCAUCAGAGGAUUCUUUCCUCUUGAUAGAUGCCUUAGAAGCUGAUUUAGAGGUCCUAAAAGUUACAAAACCUGUGAUGUGUUUAGAGAUAGGUAGUGGAUCUGGUAUUAUAAUUACAGCAUUGGCAAUGGCAUUGAAAAUAUACUGCCAAUCCUACUAUCUUGCAAUUGACAUUAAUAUUAAUGCGUGUAAAGUUACAAAAAAGACUGCUGUGCAAAAUUUGGUAGAGGUAGAUACUGUACAAAUGGAUUUAUUAAGUUUCUUACGUAGUGAUUGUGUUUUCGAUAUCAUAUUAUUUAAUCCACCAUAUGUGGUGACCAGUGAUGAUGAAAUUUUGAAUAGGCAGAUAUUGUUUAAGUCUUGGGCAGGUGGUAAAAAUGGUAGAAAGGUUAUGGAGCGAGUAUUUCCUAAAAUUCCCGAUAUUCUAUCGGAUACAGGGAUAUUUUAUCUAUUGGUUAUUAAAGAAAAUGACCCUGAAUACAUUUUACGUACAUUUAUGGAUUUAAACAUGUCAGGCAAAAUAAUAUUAGAAAGAAAAAUAAGGGGAGAACAUUUGUAUAUAUUACGUUUUAAAAAAAUAAAGUAAAAUAUCUUCGUCA
Apis laboriosa (Himalayan honeybee) is the source of this 782-nucleotide messenger RNA. It is a transcript of the gene HemK2, whose product is annotated as methyltransferase N6AMT1. Bases 131 to 769 code for a protein of 212 amino acids. Gene Ontology annotation, biological process: methylation. Gene Ontology annotation, molecular function: protein methyltransferase activity; nucleic acid binding; S-adenosylmethionine-dependent methyltransferase activity. Lineage: Eukaryota; Metazoa; Arthropoda; Insecta; Hymenoptera; Apidae. Gene Ontology annotation, cellular component: eRF1 methyltransferase complex. The transcript has a single exon. The record is from RefSeq and is a predicted model, not a curated record.